Messenger RNA from Candida albicans SC5314, 1383 nucleotides. It is a transcript of the gene LIP8, whose product is annotated as Lip8p. The coding region runs from base 1 to 1383 and encodes 460 amino acids. The transcript has a single exon. Gene Ontology annotation, biological process: lipid catabolic process. Lineage: Eukaryota; Fungi; Ascomycota; Pichiomycetes; Serinales; Debaryomycetaceae. Gene Ontology annotation, molecular function: triacylglycerol lipase activity. The record is from RefSeq and is a predicted model, not a curated record.
AUGUUGUUUUUAUUGUUCUUAUUAAUUACUCCCAUUUACGCUGGUCUUAUUUUCCUAACCAAACCAUCCAACGAUCCCUUCUAUAAUCCUCCUAAAGGUUUUGAAAAGGCUGCUGUUGGUGAUAUUUUGCAAUCCAGGGAAACCCCAAAGUCUAUAACUGGUAGAUUUGCUCCCCUCGAGAUCCAAAACUCAUGGCAACUUUUAGUUAGAUCCGAAGAUUCAUUCGGUAAUCCAAAUGCUAUUGUCACUACUGUUAUUCAACCAUUUAAUGCUGACCCUUCCAAAGUUGCUUCUUAUCAAGUAUUUGAGGAUUCUGCUAAAGGUGAUUGUGCUCCUUCCUAUGCUCUUCAAUUUGGUUCUGAUUUAAGUACUUUGGCUACCCAAGCUGAAACAUUCUUGUUAGCACCGUUGUUGGAACAGGGGUAUUAUGUUGUGUCUCCUGAUUAUGAAGGACCUAAACUGACAUUCACUAUUGGUAAACAAUCAGGUCAAGCUGUGCUAAACUCUAUUCGUGCAGCAUUAAAAUCUGGUAAAAUCACCAACAUUAAAGACGAUGCUAAAGUUGUCAUGUGGGGAUAUUCUGGUGGGUCAUUAGCCUCUGGAUGGGCAGCUGCUUUACAACCAAGCUACGCACCUGAAUUAGGUGGUAACUUAUUGGGUGCUGCCUUAGGUGGAUUUGUUACCAACAUUACUGCUACCGCACAAGCAGCUGAUGGUACUGUAUUUGCAGGAAUUGUGGCAAAUGCCUUGGGUGGUGUUGCUAAUGAGUAUCCGGAAUUCAAAUCAAUUUUGCAGAGUGAUACAGACAAAAAAUCAGUGUUUGAUGAAUUUGAUAGUCAUUGUUUAGCUGAUGGUGUGAUCGAUUAUAUCAAUACUCUGUUCUUAACUGGUGACAAUAAGAUUUUCAAAACUGGUUGGGAUAUUUUGAAAAGCUCAACAAUUGCUAAAAUCGUUAAAGAUAAUGGAUUAGUUUAUCAAAAACAAUUAGUACCAAAAAUCCCUAUAUUUGUUUAUCAUGGUUCAAUUGAUCAAAUUGUCCCUAUUGUUAAUGUUAAAAAAACUUAUCAAAAUUGGUGCGAAGGUGGUAUUUCAUCUUUGGAAUUUGCUGAAGAUGGUACUAAUGGUCAUCUUACUGAAACCGUUGUGGGUGCUCCUGCUGCCUUGACUUGGAUCAUUGAUAGAUUUAAUGGUAAACAAACUGUUUCUGGUUGUCAACAUGAUAAAAGAUUAAGUAACUUUCAAUAUCCAAAUAUUUCUUCUUCAAUUCUUAAGUAUUUCAAAGUUGCUUUGGACACCAUGAUGCUGAAUGGUCUUGGUUCUGAUAUUCAAAAAGAUAAAAUUACCCCAGACGACCUUAGAAAGUUUUUAUUAGGAGGCUGGUAA